AAUUUGUUAAAAUCUGGGGUUGUCUUGAUAGUGCGAGUAAGGACUGGAGGGAGCCGUAACUUGUGUCGAAAGCUCUGCUAUUCCAUCAUAAGACUCCAGUGGCGUUAUCCUGUAACUGCAAAUUUAUUUUACGCCUGCACUUCACAAACUUAAAAUGACGUCCUUCCCGAAAAAUACAGGUGUCAAGAUGUUCAUGGUUUCUGUGACCGUCCUGCCGCAGAAGGAAGGCAUUGAUCUGCCGAGAUUUAUCCAGAAACUGGCCAAUUUGUUAUCUGAUUAUUCCACGGCGACGAGGGUGAUUUACAAAUUGAAAGUGUCUGGAGAGUCUAAAAUACUUUCCGUGGUGCAAGUCUCUAACAUAAUUGGCCUGGAGAGGACCAUCGGUGGCCUGUGGCGUCUGGGAGCCGUGAAUGUGGACUGCUUCCCUAUCGUCAGCUACGAGAACUUCGCCCGUAGCAUCAAGGUCGGGGAUCAUCUCACCAAGCCCAACACAGGAAGCCUGGCCAAGGAUGGGCUCUACUGGCUUGAAUUUGAAAUCGGAUAUUCAGGUAAAACAACAGACGACCUGAUUGCCAUCUGGAGGCGGGAGGCAGAGGCUGUACUUACGGCGAGGCACAAGGAGGGCACCUCCAUUGAGCUGUACAAGAGCGUUGCACAAAGAAAAGUCCACGCGUUCAUCAAUGCUGCUGACCCCGAACAGGUGGACCUCCUGUCCCUGCAGCUGCCCAUCAUGGUGGAGAACGGGGCCGAGGUUCAGAUCACCUGCAAGGCCGUGCAGUUCCUGGAGGACUACUGUACCCGCAUCACCAGCGAAUCCAUCUGAGGGGGGAGGAGGGGCAAAUGUGGUGGUGGUGGUGAUGACAGAGGUGGAGAAGAAAGAUGUCUUCUCGCUUAUGUACAAGUUGAGAAAGCAUCGGUCAGUGCUACCGCCGCCCUCCCACCCACCAUCACAAAUAUUAUACCAAUGUGUUGUUGUAACGAGACUUUUUAUUUACUUUUUAUCGGAGAUACAAAGCUGAUGAUGAGACUGGCCUUUCCGAUGUGAGCGAGAGAAGAAGAAAUAAGAAUGAUGGUGAUACAAUGUCAGUUAUGUGUUCAUGAGUCUGCACAUUUUUUUACUCGACAUGGGUAGGUUCAGAUUUUGCAUGAUCACUGGUGCUGCUAAGGUUGUUGUUGUUUUUUCUGUGCGUACGUACAUAGUCUCUGCAAUUCUCCCAGAUGGAUAGAAAUUGUUUGUAGGACUUACGAGGUUCAUUGCUAUGUAACAGUUGUUUUACUCUUUGUGGGGGGAGCUGUUACUGGUGUUACUUUUUUGUGUGUGUGUCAGGCGAUAUCGUUACUCCAUCACGGGUCCAGAUAAUCUCAUUUUAGACCAAAAGAUGUUCUUAAAGCAAAAAUAAGAAAAGACAAGACCCUUUUUUGGUCCAUUUUUAUGCUAAAAAAUACAAAGGUUUGCUAAAUGGCGCCUGUGUGCACAGUUAAAAGGGCUUGGGUGUGGAAGGCAGAUAAAAGUAGGAAGACUGAUAAUCCACAGCUCUGUGCUCACUCUGACUGGUUGUGCCCGAGGGUGAAAAUCAAAGUUAGAUUAUGUGAAAAUCCUUGAUGCUGAUAGCUGAUAGACAACUCAGAAGUUGCAUAUUUGAAAAUCUGAAUGAAAUGUCAUUAUUGUAUGAUUUCAGCAUUAGAGAUGAAGAAACAGUUGGCAUGGGUUUGUUGUUUUUUUAUGGUGCAUUUUGAAAUGGUCCAGUGUGUUUCAAUUUUGAUAUUAAUCAAAAUGUGAACUGACUGCCUUGUUGAUAAAAUUGAAAAGAAUCUAUUUAAUUCCUUAUAAAGGGAUAAGUGAUCACUUACUGACUAUAUUUGAGAACAUUAUGUUAAGGAUAGGCAUUAUAAUGUGACAAUAGUGCGUUCUGAUGUAGUGAAAGGAUUGUUCUGUCAGGAUCUUUCUGGUUUUCAGGUGUUAGAUUUUUCUUGUCCCAGCAAUUUUUCUCUGUAACUUAAAGGAAGUUGUUUAUUUUUUAUGACAAUUGUAAUUGUAUAGCUUUUUGUAUUAGCUUUUUUUUUCUUUUGGUACUUUUUCCCCCUCUGCAUUUGGAUCUGAAAUGUCUCCGAGAGGGUUCUAUUUGUUGCAUUAAAAAAUUCAGUUCUUCAUUUGUAUGAUAUUCAUCGCGUACAAAGUAAAAUUGUUGCAUUAAAGACAUUUUAUAUAAACGC
Messenger RNA from Aplysia californica (California sea hare), 2214 nucleotides. RefSeq lists its product as uncharacterized. The transcript has 5 exons. The record is from RefSeq and is a predicted model, not a curated record. NCBI's taxonomy places the organism in Eukaryota, Metazoa, Mollusca, Gastropoda, Aplysiida, Aplysiidae. The coding region runs from base 155 to 823 and encodes 222 amino acids.